This is a messenger RNA of Rangifer tarandus platyrhynchus (Svalbard reindeer), 2469 nucleotides long. The record is from the annotation of a GenBank genome assembly. NCBI's taxonomy places the organism in Eukaryota, Metazoa, Chordata, Mammalia, Artiodactyla, Cervidae.
AUGAAUGUCCCAAAUGCCGCCAAGCAGGCUGACGGCUGUGCUGGUUUCGGCGUCUGCACCACUUCCUGCGGCUUGGGAGUGAGUCAUCCCCCAGGACGGCUCGCUGCCACACAACGAGGGACUACUGCGGAAUCCUCUCCCCUGAUCAGCCAGGCCAACACCCCCGAGAAAGGCCACUUCACGCCCACAGCCAAGGGGAAAGUGAACGUGACCAUGAUGCAAAAGAGCCAGGAAACAGACCAGGUGAGUCCUGGGGCUGCUCUCAGCUUCCGCAUUCACAGUGUCUGGGCCACGGUCCAAGAAGGGACCAAGUGGUUCUGGGCAAGUCCUCUGAGUGGAAGCAACAGGCUGAGAACACAGGGGGGCCAAGAAGGACACCAGACCCACGGGGCCCGGGCCCAGCCUAAUGACCCCAUCCUGCUCCUCGGCAGAGAGCUCGAGAGCUGUGGCUCCCGUCUUUACUUGCUGGAACAACCCACCUCCGGGAAGCCAGCUCCCACGAGAGAAGUCCACCAACCCGAGCCCCGGAAAGCCACCCACGACACAGGAACCACAUUCUGGAGGGGCGAGAGUACCGCCAGCUCAUCCUUGCCCAAAAGCCCAGCCCAGAGAGUCACGAGCAACAAAAAAGGCGGCUGUCUAAGUCCCGAAGUUUCAAGGUUGUUUCUCCAGCAGCGGGAGAUGACCGGAGAACAGUCUAGGCCUACUUCUUGGCUAGACUGGAAUUCGCUUCAAGGGAGGAGGGUCCAGUCUGCUAACUGCUGGGCAGUGCUGCGCAUGGCCUUCAACCCAUGUGCGUUCAGAGAACACGCCGAGGCUUCGACGGACAUCACGUCACCUCUGCCCCGGGGCAGGCUCAUCCUGCCGGGCGCAGCUGUCUGUGACAUUGCAGCAGCACUGGCGAUGACGCACCAUUUCCCUGGAUCCCACCCCGAGGUUCUGCCGCCUGCCCACCCCGCCAAGGCCGACCUGGGGCCCACGCUCCCGUGUGUCAUGAUCAGGGGCCAGCCUUGGGCCAGCAGAGAGGAGUUCCUGAAGAAGCGCUGGAGGCCCAGCCCUGAUGCAGGGUUCCCGACCCCGGGCUGGGGACAGGCAAGCACUCGGGUCGAUCGGUCAAGGGUCCUUUUCUCAGAAAGACAGGAGAAGGUGAGCGGGCCUUGGUACAAACCCAGCCUCAGGGAGGUUCGACCUGGUCAUGAGCCAACAAGCCCCGACCCGGCCUGGGGCAGACGGCCCCCCACAAAUGCAGAAACAUGCUGCUGGGGAGCUCUGUGCCCUGCCCCCGGCUGCCACCAUAAAGACCCUAAGCAAGGCCCAAGUCCAGAGCUCGCGGGUGGGGACAAGGCCAAGCGGUUCAGCCAAGUGCUGGACCUUCCCUCAAACCUGGACACCUCCUUCUCCGAGCCUGCUCCACCGCUAGAGGAAAGGGUGGCCACAGCCUCCACGAGAGCCACCCAUGGUGUGCACCCACCCGUCAGCUCUCCGUGGAGCCACGCGAGUGAGCAGCUGUGGAGAUCGGCGCCGGGGCUUCCCCACGAGGGAACUGCAUCCAGCUUCUCGGACGGUCAGAGGACGAGGGGACUGCAGGCUCUGCCCACUUGGCCGGAACAGCGGGCCUGCGGUCCUCCCAGAACCCCGUCACCACCCGCCUGCCAGGACAGCGACCACGUGCACUGGGGGGAGGGCGGGAGCAGGGGCCAGAGAAGCCACUCGCAGCACACAGAGGGACCACGGCCUCAUGGGAGGGCUUGCACAAGGACCGCGCGAGGGGCUGAACUGGAUCUCAGGCAGGACUGGAGGCCCGGGAAGCCAGUGGUAGCAGGUCCCCCCACCCCCCCACCAAAGCGGAAGGCUGGGUGGCCGGCUGUGACACCACAAGGAGCGCAGGGUGUGCAGAGCCACAGCCGGGCAGAGCCUCUCGGGACCAGCAAGGCCCGGAGCAGGGGGUCUUACCGCUGGGGGCCCAGCCCCUCACCCGAGGACGGCGGUCGGUGCCCCUGCCUCACGAGGCUCGAUGAGACCGACGGUCUCGCGGCAGAAUACGAAACUGUGCACAUGUCCACUGAAAACCAUUCGUCAUCCCCCAAUCCAGGAAGAUCUCAAAUGCGUGAAAGCCAACCGGUGGAUGACAUCACUGAGCGGACAGAGAUGUUCGCGCUGAAACUGAGUCUGAAGCGGCAAAAACAAAAACGCUUCAACAAGUUAACUGUGAACACACUGGAAACACGGGCCCCUCCGCCCGAGCAGAGCUCCUGGAAUCCAGCUCCUGGGCCCGCAGCUCUGCUCUACGGCACCCCGAGUGUUCCAGCUAAUUCUGUGGGACGGGAACGCAUGAGGGUCACCCUGGAGCCCUGGGGAGUGACAGAGCGGGCACAGAAGGCUUCCCCGAGGGCCCCCCUCAGAGGAAACGUCACCACCUCUCACCCAGAAAGGCAGCGGGAGCGGCCCCAUAACUGCAGGCCCUCUUGA